GCAACACAACACGGAGAGGUGUCCGACUCCGGUUCUGGUUUUGAACACCAGAAUUUCACCUUUAACUUAUGAACGACGUGGUUUAGAGACAUUUUAGGAGCUCUGCAUUCUGCCAGAAUUAUCGUUUUGGUAAUUUGUAGUAUAGCUGAAUGACCUGGAAGUUUCCUUCUGGGAGAGAGAUGGAGAAUAGCUCUCACACACUGCCACCAUGUCCUACCACUUUCGGAGGGUCCUUGCCUUUUUCUUCCUCGCUGCAGGAGACCUGCUCAAAUGGCUGUCUUUCACUCCCACUUUCGCCUAUUUCAUUCCCCUCGUCCCCUACCUCACUUUCUCCAGCAACAGCAGAGUCUACGCACUCUUCCUCCGCCCUUUCGCACUGCACUGAGUCUCAGUGCCUAGAAGAAGAAAACAUACAAUGCCUCAGCCCCGCAAACAUAUCUGACCAAGAUGACCUAACCUGCCUCAGCUGGCUGCAUCAGAGGGGCAACCUACUCCCACUGCAGCCCCUUCAUAAAAUGACACCACUGCCCCAGCUAGAGUCCUCCGCACCGGCCCGACCUCCUCCUCCUUCCUCGUCCAAGCCGCCGUACUCCUUCAGUAGUCUGAUUUUCAUGGCAUUAGAAGACUCACCUGAGAAGAGGCUUCCAGUGAAGGACAUCUACGAAUGGAUUGUGAAAAAUUUCCCAUACUACAGGACAGCAUCUGGAGGAUGGAGGAAUUCCGUCAGACACAACCUGUCCCUGAGCAAGAGUUUCCGUCGCAUUCAGAGGGACAAGAGCCAGUCAGUGGGGAAAGGAUCGCUGUGGUGUGUGUGUCCAGAGUAUCGGUCGGUGCUCCUCGAGGUGCUAAAGAAGACCCACAGUUAUCACAGCACCAACAGCAAUUUGUUAAACAAGCCUGCACUGUUGGAAGGAGCUGAAUUUGGGGUGCCUGCAGUGUGCGACUCUUUGGAAAUCUCAGAUCCUCUUUCUCACAACCUCCUCCUCUCCACGCCCUCACCUCAAACCUUCACCAAUGAUAACCCAAGUUUCUCUGACAACCCACCAUGCCCUUUGACCCCAGAUCACGAGGAGCUUGUCACCAUGGAGUCGGUUGAAUACCAGCAGGACGAGGUCAGCGGGGAGAUGGAGAAGGACCCACUGUCAGACAGUGGGUACAUCGAGUUACACUAUUACCAGUCUCAACAGUACCAGUAUCUGGUGCUGCCAGGUGACACAGAAUUGGACCUGGAGACUGUGGAGAUCCUUCAGCUCGAUGCCGAGGCCCAGGAGGCUGCUGGGUCACUGCUGGACUUAGCAGGUGGCGGAUAUUAAUGUUAUUUAGCCAUUUAACAAUCACAACUGAUGCAAGGUUUCAAUCUAUUGUAAGCAAAUACUCCAACGAACCAACAUAAAUGGGGAUUUAUGUUUUGAAGUCUUAAGUGAUAAUGGAUGGAGUGAUGAUGUUUAGAGAUUCGGCUACUUCUUCCUGAAACGAUGACACUGCCCUAAGGCUUACAUAUUGUUUUGUAGUUGUAGGUGAAAAUAUACAGUAGAUCAACUUUUUGAUGGACUAACAAGACUAUGGAUCACAUUACUUCCCAUGUAUUCAGGCACUUUCAAUGCAGAAGUUGAAUUUACCACCAGACCACACCAUACAACCACAACCUGGACACAGACUUGAGAGUGUAAUGUUACACUGAACAAAACUGACAGGAUUAUUCUCUGAGAUUUUUAAACCGAGGAAAAAGUAUUAAUAGAGUAUGGUCUUCAGUACAAUACGGACAGACUUUUUUGACACAUUAAGUUCAUUCUCAGGGGUGAAAGGAGUACUUCCAACUCUAGUUAAAGUAUUGUUUCUUGAUGUUUCCCAAGUUAAAGUAAAAUUUAAAUAGCGUUGAAAUCUAAAGUACAAAAAUAGCUCUUUUGAGGACUACACUAAGCAGUGCACUCUAUUACUAUUUAAUAUGAAUAUGUCUUUUCUUUAUAAGAAGAUUUUCAUGAGUAAAAAACUUUUUCAAAACAAACAAACUUAUGUCGAAUAUCCUGCCCACUUAACACUGUUACUGUAGUUUUUUCUGAAAACGCUGUCUUUCUAAAAGUAGUUGAGUAUAAUACUUUAUUAAACUAUAUUUAAUUUAUAAUGUAGUUAUAAUUGUAGAUUGCACUCAAAAAGUAGGAAAGCUCUACUUAAUUACAAUAAUAUAAGUACUUCCAAUUUUAUUUCUAGUUAAUUUCUUUACACCCAUCGUCAUUCUUCAGAUCAUGUUUGCUGGAGUUGAUUUUAUGUACAUGAUAUGUUACUGAAUGGCUUUUAGUUUUCUGUGAAUUUAAACAGCUAGAAAUUAGCUUCUACGCUAAGUUAAGUUGCCUUCUAUCAGGAAUGAAGAAUAAAAUUUAAGAUGAACUCACUGCCAUUUGAACCACUUUACAUUUCUGGACACACUGAAUUUCUGUUUGUAAAUUGUAUGUAUUGUUAUGUAUUUUCAAAAGCUUUAGAUUUUGUAAUCUAACAAAUAAAUCAUGCUGUUCUUGUGAAUUAAAA
Molecule: messenger RNA, 2523 nt
Organism: Micropterus dolomieu (smallmouth bass)
Lineage: Eukaryota; Metazoa; Chordata; Actinopteri; Centrarchiformes; Centrarchidae
Product: forkhead box protein N2
Exons: 5
Coding region: 150-1313 (387 amino acids)
Biological process (GO): regulation of DNA-templated transcription
Cellular component (GO): nucleus
Molecular function (GO): cis-regulatory region sequence-specific DNA binding; DNA-binding transcription factor activity
Source: RefSeq, a predicted model, not a curated record